AUGGAGCAAAUAAAAAGGGCAAAUAAACUGUUUACCAAUGACUGUAUAUUUCUGAAGAAAACUUUGAACAUCCCAAUUAUAUCAGAGAAGCCUUUGUUGUUUAAUGGACUUAACUCAAUCGAUUCUCCAGAAAAGGAAACUGUUGACAGCAGUCUUUCUCUUGAAGAACAGCCAGUGGUGGCUGGGGAGGACCUACCUCCUCCCAGUCCUCAGGAAUCCUGCGUUCAGCCUAUACAGCCCGAGGAGGUGUCAGCCAGAGAUUUUCUGCAGAGACUAGACUUGCAGAUAAAGUUAUCAACACAGGCAGCCAAGAAACUAAAAGAAGAGAGCAGAGAUGAAGAAAGUCCCUAUGCAACUUCCCUCUAUCACAGUUAGAUGAUUAAGAGGCAUAACUCUAACUUGGAUCUAGAAAUGGUUGGAUCAUAAAAAAAAAAACCAACAACUGAAGAUUCAAAAGGAUGUCUUUUGGAUUCCCAGACCAUAUAUCUUAAAAUCACAAUUAGGUAGUUCCACC
Messenger RNA from Choloepus didactylus (southern two-toed sloth), 514 nucleotides. Its product is annotated as lysM and putative peptidoglycan-binding domain-containing protein 2-like. Bases 1 to 375 code for a protein of 124 amino acids. The record is from RefSeq and is a predicted model, not a curated record. The transcript has a single exon. NCBI's taxonomy places the organism in Eukaryota, Metazoa, Chordata, Mammalia, Pilosa, Megalonychidae.